This is a messenger RNA of Talaromyces stipitatus ATCC 10500, 1723 nucleotides long. RefSeq names its product MFS multidrug transporter, putative. The transcript is spliced from 4 exons. Gene Ontology annotation, biological process: transmembrane transport. Gene Ontology annotation, molecular function: transmembrane transporter activity. The record is from RefSeq and is a predicted model, not a curated record. The coding region runs from base 43 to 1560 and encodes 505 amino acids. Lineage: Eukaryota; Fungi; Ascomycota; Eurotiomycetes; Eurotiales; Trichocomaceae.
CGAUACUCCUCUCGGCUUCAUAAGAUAGACUGAAUCCACAUCAUGAAUGCUAAAGUCGACGACAAAAUGGCCCAAAAGGUCAUUGACGAGGAAGAGUCUUCUCCUGUGCCGGAGAAUAUGACAGAACUCGCCCCUCAGCAUCGAGAAUAUCUUCUGCAACGGCAUGGAACGCUCGAGCUGGAUCCCGUUCCUGCAAUGGACGAUGCCGAUCCAUACAAUUGGGCGUCGUGGAAGAAAGUUAUCAAUCUUUUUCUAGUAGCAUUUCAUGCCAUGUUUGGCACGUUCACUGCCGCCGCCAUUAUCCCCGCAUACCUGGAAAUUUCACUCGACCUGGGGAUCAGUAUCAAUACCACAUCUUAUUUGACCUCGUUACAGAUUGCUAUUCUCGGAGGCGCCCCACUCUUCUGGAAACCACUGUCGAACAGAUUCGGCCGGCGUCCAAUCUUCCUCGUCUCUUUGCUUGGAAGUCUAGUGUGUAAUAUUGGCUGUGCCAAGAGUCCAACUUAUGCGUCAAUGGCCGCUUGUCGUGCACUGGUAGCCUUUUUUAUCAGUCCUGCUGGCGCUCUGGGAAGUGCCGUAGUCAUGGAAUGUUUCUUCAAGCGUGAUCGCGCCAGGUACAUGGGUGUUUGGACAUUGCUCGUUACCCUCGGAGUUCCGGUAUCUCCUUUCAUCUUCGGUUUCGUCGCCCAGCGAGUGAGUUACCGAUGGAUUUACUGGGUUCUGGCUAUUGUCAAUGGAGUACAAUUCUUUUUGUGCGUCUUCUUCCAGCCAGAAACUAAAUACAUUGGCCACCGGGAUGGGCCUGUUGCUUCUGGAUUCCGUCAGGAGUAUUUGAGUUUCCGCCGCAUUGAUCCAACUCCCUUUAAUGUAUACGAGUUUAUCAAACCAUUGACAAUGGUGACUCGCCCCACAGUGAUCAUCCCUGCCGCUGCUUAUGCUAUGGUUUUUCUUUUCGCGAGUGUUAUGUGCACUGUCGAGAUACCUCAAUUGCUGGAGCUUAAGUUUGGCCUAGACGCGCAGUCGCUGGGCCUACAAUUUCUGAGUCUGAUUAUAGGUUCAGUUCUGGGCGAACAACUCGGUGGCCCUCUCUCCGAUUCAUGGAUGAGAUGGAAAGCACGUCAGAAUGGACAGCAUCCGCGCGCAGAGCAUCGGCUUUGGCUCAGCUACAUCGGUUUCUUACUUGCUAUUGCCGGGGUAGUUGUAUUCCUCGUCCAGACCCAAAACUCGCCUGCUGGCCACUGGAAUGUGACACCCGUAGUGGGUGUCGCUAUCGCCGCGUUUGGAAACCAAGUCGUUACCACGGUUCUUAUAACCUAUGCCGUUGACACGAACCAUACCGAAGCUGCGUCCGUCGGCGUUUUGAUUACCUUUGUCCGUCAAAUCUGGGGAUUCAUUGGACCAUUCUGGUUUCCUGAUAUGUUCGCCAAUGUUGGAGUAGCAAAUAGUGCUGGCGUAGCUGCUGCUCUUAUGGUUGGGGCCAGCUUGCUUCCAACCAUGUUGCUCCAAUGGCGCGGACACACCUGGCGACGGACCGAAAAGGUGGUUGUCGGUGAUGUUUGAUCCCCUUUCUUUCGUUUUUCUCUUAUUCAGUCUCAUACCUUAUUUGAGGGGAUUUUCCUAUAGAUGCAUUACAUGGCUAUGAUACGGUUAGAAUGGGUUGUUUACAUGCACACAUGGAUAUUAGAGGGUAUAUAGACCAAAUAGAUUUCACGAUAAUACAUCA